Molecule: messenger RNA, 6787 nt
Organism: Caenorhabditis angaria
Lineage: Eukaryota; Metazoa; Nematoda; Chromadorea; Rhabditida; Rhabditidae
Source: the annotation of a GenBank genome assembly
UUGUGUGCGGUUUGUCGUAACAGUGUUUGCACAUUUGUGUACCGUAGUCCAAGCGUGGGGGAGAAAUUUCAAAAGUUAAUUUUUCCGUUUUGUGUUUUCAGAAAAAACGAGGCGAGUGAGGUAAGAUUACAACUUCAAUUAUUCAUUUUCAUAGAAUAUAAAAAAUCUUUCCAGGUGCCACCAAGACUCGGUAUGAAACGAUCGCCUGGAUUGUCGAAAUUACGACCACAAGUAACACAAGAUGAAGUAUGUUGAAAACUAAUAUUUUUUAUAAGAAAUAAUAUUUCAGCAAAUUGCGAGUAGUUCAAGAAUGAUUCAUUCGAUUUCGAUGGCAAAUUUUAAUAGAAAAAUAGUUCUUCCACAAGAUGGUUCAACUCCUCAAUCGAAACAACGCUUACAACGAACAAAAACAGCAACCGGUCCAUUAAAAUUAGACUAUUCUUGUGAUACUCCAGUCCGUUCGAAGCCCAGUUCACAUAUAGUUGGAACACCUUUAUCCACAAUUAAAAUGGUUGAAGUGACUCCUCCGAAUAACGAAACACAAUUGAAGAAAUCAUCAAGUGGAACUAUGUUAUUGAGACAAACACCUGAAAGAUUACGUAGACUUGAAGAAGACGGAGAUACACCUAGAAAAUUGAGAAGAGCUGGUUCUGUUCCUAAAAUUGUUGGGUUUGAAAAUCCAAAGAAGUUGGAAUCUUCAGACACUCCAGUUCUCAAAAGAAAAAGAACAAACUCAGCAUCUUUACUUCCUUCAACACCAACUUCAAAAAUAGGAUUAACUAGUCCAACUCAAAGAAGACCCAAAGAAUUAUCGGUUGAACCACGUAGUCCAACAAAGAAACGUUUGAAAAAUGACACACCAAAAACAAGUCCAAGAAAGUAUUUCUCAUUGGCAAAAAUAGAAAUGAAUUUGUUGCCAGAUACUCCAGUUAUAAAUUUGAAGCCAAUUAGUCCAUUGAAACGAAAUAAAUCAAGUAUUAUUAUGGAUUAUUCGAAAAUGGAAGAAAAGAAAAUCAUUGUUCCUGAAGUAACACAUCAACCGAGUUCUUCUGAUACAUUUCAUAGUGCAUUUGGUAUGUUUUUAAAAGUUUUAUUAAAGUUCAGUUUUAGUUUCCAAGUCAGUUUCUUUCAUUAUUGUGAACAUUUUUUGUCUAAUUUUGCGCGGGAAUUAGAUUUUUAAUUUUAAAAUGAGUAAUGUUCGAAAUAUAAAAGUUUUAAAAUUGUUCCCGGAACAAUAAGCACCUAUUAUCUUCUGAAUAUCGAAUUUGGACUCUUGAAAAAUUGUAGAACUUUCAUGAUUUUUUGUAUGACCGGUCGAUUGUUGACCGGAAACGCUUCAUAAAUCGCGAAAAAUUAUUGUUGUGUUUUUUUUCAGAAUAUGUUGUGACGAAAGAAGUUUAUCUGACGCCAAGAACAUCGUUCGAAGAAGGUGAGUAUUUUUUGUCAGCUGGGAAAAGAUUUUAAAAUGAAAACCAGAAAUAUUUUGGAACACUGAAUACCCAACCAAAAAUUCCAUUCGUUUAUGUCAUAUCGAAUUAGACGUCUUCAUUUCUUCUUUUUUUCCAUCACUUGUUUUUAGUCAACUUUCUUCUCGUUUUGUUGUAUUUAGAACGUUUUUUGUUUGAGUUUAGGAUUUAACAUAAGAGAAGGACAAGCAUGUGUUUUUUAUUUGAAAACCAACAAAAAACGGUUCUACAUAUAAUGUUUGAACUUUGAAAAUAGUCUAUUCUAUCAGAAAAUCGAUAUUUUUUGGAAUAUUUUGCCUAGAAACCAGAAUAAUUUACAUUCAACCUGUGAUCUUCGAAAAUAAUAAAUACAAAAUUGAAAACAAAUUUUUCAAUGUUGUGUUAGAGUGUUUUUAUUCGUUCUCACCUUGACCGAUGAUCUUUUUUGCAAAAUAUUCUUGUUUUUUGAAAAACAUACAUUGUUUGAUUUUCAAAUGUUUUUGACGGUAGAUAUUGUUUUUAUAUUAACAAAUAAUCUGCCAAAUUUUAAAAUAAGAUGUCUUCAAUUUUCAAAAAAUCCUGUUCUUGAAAAAUUGAAAAUUUUUACGUCACAAGUUCAGCUUCGAUCGAAAGUGAAAGUAUUCAGAUUUGUUCUUCUUUAAAAAUUGAACAGUUUUUGCGAUCUCUGUUUUUAAUCAAUUAACUAGGAAUAUUAUCAUGAUAAAAUGAAUUAUUAUUAUUAUGUCUAAAAACAUUGUUUUCUUUUUGAGGAAGUAGUAUUUCUUUCAUUUUAAAUAAGAACAAAACAAAAAAUCCAUAAAAUUAAGGAAACUCGGAAAGGAACGCUUUUUCAUUUUGUUCCCUUUCGAAUAUGUAAUUUCAAUUGUCAAGCACAUAAAUUUUGUGUUAUUUCCGCUUUUUCAAUAACCAACCACAUGCACAUAACAUAAAAAAGAAAACAAGCAAUAUUUUGUUUUUUUCUAGGCUCUUGAGAUUGGGUGAUCCCUUUCUUCAAAGUGUUUUUUCUAUUUGUUUCGAAUAUCUGUUUUUUGUCAAAAGCUAUCACUUCGAAUUUCGAGAAUUGAUGAGUAAUAAGUUUGUUUUAAAUUAGGAAAAACAAUUAUUUGCUCGUUUUGUUUUUCUUUUUCUCACCGAAUUAUUUUACGAAAAUUAUCGGUGAAUCAUUGUUUUCUUUUUGUUUAAAUAUGGAAAAACAUUCAUUUUUCUCAGUUUCACUUGAAUCAUUAGACUGAAAAAAUAAAGAAGAAAAAAGAGAACAAAUUCUCAUUUUUCAAAUGGCUAAUUGACUAAAUUGAGUUAGAUGAUCACGAGAGACAUAAUAUAAUUGUGCUCAUUCUUCGCGCACUCUUGCUCUUCCCUUUUUAAUCUUAUCAUUUGUUCUCAUUCAUUUUCUAUGUAUUCCAGUUUCUGUACUGGUUUAAAAAAAAAUUGGAGAAGUUUCGCAUUGAAUUCGUUUGAAAAUAUCAGAAAUUGUCAUUUUUGGAAAAUUUCGCGUUGAAAAUUGGCUUGUAGAAAAAUCUCAAUUUUUCAUAAUUUUAAAAGAUUUGAGAACGAAAUUUUUCUUUCACAACUAUCUGAAUGAUCGCAAAUAUAAUUUGAAAUUUUAUAAAUCUUCUUUCCCUUUUAAGGUUUCUAAAAUCAAACAAUCUUUGAUCAUCGAAUCCAAAUUACCUUUGUUUGUUUCGUCGAGUUUUAUAACAAGAAUAAUAUUUUUCCUGAUUUCGUUUUAUUAUUGAUAACUAGCAUCACAUGAAUUUCACAUUUUCUGAUUAAUCAAAACGAGGACAAUUUUAUUUUUAGAGUUUCUCAUUAUAUUUGGGUACUUUUUAUAUAAAUAGGUGUGAUCUAUAUAUUUUCUCAUUAUUAUUUCUAGCUCAAACUAUAUAUAAAGUUUUGUAGAUCAAAUAUUUUUUCACGCCAAAAACCACUUCUAUAUUCUGUUUCAACAUUCAGCUGUUUGAAAUAUGAAAAAACCGUUUUUCUUCGUACAAAAAAUGGCCGAAAGUUCACUUUUUCUCCAUUAUUUACUUAUUGGCUUUUGAAAAUUUUGUUUAUCUCGAAAGAUUAGUUUUUUUGUUGUGGAAAAUGAAUGAGCACAAAACCUCUUACUCUUUGAUAUAUUAAAAAGAUAUUUAUAAAUAAUAUAUAAUUCUGGAUACUUUACGAAAGAAGACGUAGCUAAAAGAAUAAUGAUCUUAUUUGAAUGAUCAUUCGCUUUUUUCUGCAUACAUUUAUUUUUGUCGCAGUUUUGGUCUCUUUUUGAUAUUUGCACAACAUAACAACAGUUAUUUAUUUAUACAUAAAUGCGCUUUUUUUUUCACUUUUUGUCAUGUCCAUUUUUCGACACAAAAAGCAAGUUGGAUGGAUUCAGUAAAUUAUGACCCAACUCAGCCGUUUGUGGGCGAAGCUUCUGAAGUGCUGAAUAUCAAAAAAUAUUCAAAGUGAAUUAUAUAUCAGAAUUAAGAAAACUUAUUUCAAGAGAAUUAUGAUACUGGUGUAUGUUCAUGUUGAUUUCCUGUUCGAAUGUCUUUUUUUUCUCGUUUUUUGCUCAUCUAUUGUCAUUCCGAAAAUAAAAGAACCCCCGUUUGAAUUGGCGCUCACGUACAGUAGACUAAAAAUGACGUGACACAUGCAUAUCAAACUGGUUGGCAAAUAGCCAGCGUGUAAAUUUCGCAUUUUAUUUUUCAAAUAGACUCCAAAAUUUCGCGAAGUCUACUGUAGUUUUGGUUUCCUAGGCCAUUUCGGUUCUCUUCCAAGGUUCUUUUUUUUUCGGAAGGACAAUAAUAUUUAUUCACGUGUGCAUUUUGUUUUAAUUGUUUAGUCUCUUCAGUUUGUUCAAUAAUCACUCAAGUUUACAUGAUCAUUUGAUCAUUUUUCUCCGUUCCUCUUGUUUUCCUUGAUCUUCAUAUAAUAUACAUCGAUUCAAUAUCAUUCACUUAUAACCAGAAGAAAAAGUGAGAUAUUGAUGACAUCAGAAGCACAAGAAUCAUACUGUUGAUGUGCUGCUCAUUUUUAUUUAAAACAAAUAAACCUGAUAGUGUUCUUCUGGGAACAACGGUGAAGAAGAAGAUGAAAAAGGAGGAGGAGGCGAAAAUCGAAAAGUCAAUAAUAAACGGACGGAAAAAAGAGGAGGAGAAAACAGAGGAAAACCGUUGAUUGUUAGUGGCACCAUUUUGUCUGACUUGCUCAAUUGAUCUUUGAAAAACCCUCUUGUCUUGUUUACAAUGGCAUUGUUCAAUGUUUUAAUGUUACUCAUAAAUAUACAAUUUUUAUUCCACGUGAUAUUGAAACUACAUUUUAUUUUCAUUUUUUUUCAAUCAUCAUUUCCGUUUUGAAAUGCUCUAAAUUCUUCAAAUUUUAUCAGUUGUAUCUGUAUGUAUUUUCUUCUUCUUUUUUUCGCCCCAUUCUUCUUUAUAUCAUAACAAAUUCUCAUUUUUUUCAAACUCUUCUCUAUCUCUUCUGUUUUUUUUUGAAACAUAAGUAGAAAAAUGUGUCACGAGGGUGAUGAUUUUACACACAAACUAGCACCAAUUGGUUGACCACAAUAAUAUUUUUCAAAGUCCAUUUUCUCAUGUAUUAUUUUUCCAGAAAUGCGACCAUUGGUUAAAAAACAAAUAUCAGUGAAUGAACAAGUGGCCAAAGAAAAAUUGGAAGGCGAAGAAAUUCGAGAAAAAGAAGAUGAUGAAGAUGAAGGAUUUGGAGAUUCGAUGAAAACAAUUAAAAGAGGACAAGGUUCGAUGUUAGCAAGAAGUGUUUCAUUGAAAUUGUCUGCUACACCGAAAAAACCAGAGAAAAGUAUUGCUGAAACUGAGGUUUGUUCAUUUUCAUUCAUUUUUCGUAAAUAAAGUACCAAAAAAUGUUCUCGAAAAAAUAUUUAUAAACGUGAAAAGUACACGUGUUAUGGGGUUGUCCACAUGUCUUCAUUUUGUUCAUUUUUCUUCGAACCAAAUGAUUUAUCAAGUUUGUUUAUUAAUUUUUCCAAUUCAGAAGAGAAUAUUAUUAAUUUUUCAGAAAGCUUCAUCAACAUCUGCAAUUCCAUCUUCUUCGGCUUCAUCUCAAAUUCUUCGUAAAUCUUCUUCAACAUUUCGUUUUCGUGUUUCCCCGUCAACUCUUUGUUUGAAAGUUGAUCCAUCAACAUCAGUUACACCAAUUACGCCAAAAGUACAAGAAACACCGAAAAAAUCAGUUCUGCGAUUGAUUCCCCGUGUUUUUACUCCAAAACCAGAAACCGGUGAAAUCAAUCGAAUCAAUAAAGUGCGAUUUGAUAGAUUAGAUGUUUAUUAUUUUGAAAGAAAUCAAGGAGAAGAUGGUAUUCCAGAAGAUAAAAUGGGAGUUGCACUUGGAAUGGAUGAUAAACAUCAUUCAAAAAGACAAUUUAUAUUGAAAUAUGAAGAUGGAAGACCAAAUUUAUCAUUAGAAUUGUGUCCUGAUGUAAGUUUAUUUUUGAAUUAUCUAUUUACUAAAUUGAUUUGUUUUGAAUAGUAAUUAUUCCAGGGAGAUUUAUCUGAUGGAGAAGUUGUUGCACCAGAUAGUGAUGAUGACGAUCAAGUAUGUCCAGAAAAAAAUACGACAAAUUUCAAUAAAAUGGAUUUGCAAGAGAGAAUUCGAAUAUUGUCGGAAAGUGGUGUUAAAAUUGUGCCUACACAAAAAACAAGACAUUCAUCCUUGAAGAAACCAAAAUGGGGUUGUAAUUGUAAAAAUGGAGAAUGUCAAACUGAAACUUGUGAAUGUUUGAAAGAAGGAAUUAAUUGUCAAAAAGAUGGAGAUGAUGUUCCAUGUGAAUGUGAUCCGAAAAAAUGUGGAAAUCCAAAUGGUAUUCUUGUUUAUGAUAUUGCAAAAGUACACGAAUAUCGUCUUCGAACUAUUAUGAAUUAUAAUGCAUCAAUUAAAGCUGGAAUUGAUGGAUCACCACAAAUAACCAAAUUUAUUGAUAGUGAUGAUGAAAAAGAAGAAGAAGAUGAUGAAAGAAAUAAUCCUGUAAAAUAUCCAGUUACUCCAAUAUAUUCUCGUAGAUCGAGAUCGAAUUUAUCAGAUAUUCGAGAAAAUUCGAGCGGUGAAUAUAAUAUUGGAGGAAUCGAUCGAUUUGAAGAAUUGAAAGAAUUAGAAAAUGAUGUUUGUGUUGAAGAAAAACAAAAUGAGGUAAGCGCAUUUUCAAGAAAUGGGUUUUCUAAAUGAAAAAUGUGUAAUUUCAGCAAAUUGAUGAGGUAUUGUGCCCAUCAUCUUCUUCAUCUUCAUCUUUAGCUUCAUCUCAAGAAAAUUUGGGUGAAAUUGAAAAUGCACCGAUUAUUGAACAAUUACCGAAUCUCGUAGUUUCACAAUAG